This is a messenger RNA of Meira miltonrushii, 168 nucleotides long. RefSeq lists its product as uncharacterized. The record is from RefSeq and is a predicted model, not a curated record. Bases 1 to 168 code for a protein of 55 amino acids. The transcript has 3 exons. NCBI's taxonomy places the organism in Eukaryota, Fungi, Basidiomycota, Exobasidiomycetes, Exobasidiales, Brachybasidiaceae.
AUGCCACCUAAACCUAAAUUGACGCCAGAUCAACAGAGAAUACGGGUUAUGGUAGUCACUUUUCCUGUUUUGGUUGCAACAAGUGUCGUCUUAUUCAAACGAAUGUUUCUUGGCGAAGAACAGAGGAAGCUACACCCGAACGAAAAAUUGCUUCCUGGCCCUAAAUGA